ACGCACGGACAGUACGCGCGCGUGUGCGUGUGUCUUCCACCCUCCUGCCUUCUCUGCAUCUGACAGUGUCCCUCCCUCUUUCUUUCUCUCCUCCUCCUCCUCGCUCUCUCAUUAGGCUUCACACCGGCAAAACACCGACGCACUCUCUUUCCCUUAACCCGGAGAAUAAACACGGAGCGGCGGCUGGAGCAGCAUUGACCUCCCCCCUCCUCCCGGUGCGCACCAUCCAUGGUCCUCCACUGGAUGUCUGUCUGUCUGACAGGACGGUUGGUGUUACUUUGCUGAAGCGACAGAGGAAGGCCCGGAGGUGAAGAGAACAAGCUAGGGGUCCUCCCAGACAGCAGGGGGCAGCGGCAGGCAUGCAGGACUCAGCCUCUGACAGCAAGAUGGCAAAACAGGAGCAGAACUCCAAGCACCUCGACGAGCACAGAGAAACAGAUGACAUGUCUGAGAAAACAUCACCAAACAAGAACCUCAAAUCUCCCCAAAAGGGCUCCAAACGACUGAAAACUGCCCCCUUCAAAGUGACCCUGCUGGAUUCCUCCGAGUUCGAAGGAGAAGUUGAGAAACAUUCCAAAGGACAGACUCUGAUGGAUAUGGUGUGUGAGCAUCUUAACCUGCUGGAGAAGGACUACUUUGGUCUGACCUUUGCCGACACAGACAGCCAGAAGAACUGGUUGGACCCCUCCAAGGAGAUCAAGAAGCAGAUGCGCAAUGCUCCAUGGCACUUUGCCUUCUCUGUCAAGUUCUACCCUCCAGACCCCUCCCAGCUCACAGAGGAUAUUACCAGAUACUACCUGUGUCUGCAGCUGAGGGAUGACAUGCUGUCAGGUCGACUGCCAUGCUCGUUCGUCACUCACGCCCUCCUGGGCUCCUACACCGUUCAAGCCGAGUUGGGAGACUACGACCAAGACGACCACGGCUCCGACUACGUCAGCGAUUUCCGCUUUGCCCCCAAUCAGACUCGCGAGCUGGAGGAGAGGGUGAUGGAGCUCCAUCGAAACUACAAGGGGAUGACUCCUGCAGAGGCCGAGAUUAACUUCUUGGAGAAUGCGAAGAAAUUGUCCAUGUACGGGGUAGACCUGCAUCAUGCUAAGGAUUCUGAAGGGAUUGAAAUAAUGCUGGGCGUUUGUGCCAAUGGCCUGCUGAUUUACCGUGAUAGGCUGAGGAUCAACCGCUUUGCCUGGCCAAAGAUCCUCAAGAUUUCAUAUAAAAGGAGCAACUUCUACAUCAAGAUAAGACCUGGGGAGUAUGAACAGUUUGAAAGUACGAUUGGUUUUAAGCUUCCUAACCACAGAGCUGCCAAGAGGCUUUGGAAGGUCUGCAUCGAACAUCACACCUUCUUCCGCUUGGUUUCUCCAGAGCCUCCUCCGAAGGGCUUCUUGGUAAUGGGUUCAAAGUUUCGAUACAGCGGAAGAACUCAAGCACAGACCAGGCAGGCCAGCGCUCUCAUAGACCGGCCAGCUCCCCACUUUGAGCGCUCUACCAGCAAGAGGUACCUUCUGUCCAGGAGUUUGGAUGGAGCAGAGUUCUCACGGCCAAUGUCAGCCAUGUGUGAGAACCACGACGGCCUGUCCCAUCGCAGCAUCAGCGAACAUCGCCGCCUCCACAGCCCCUCUGUGGACGAGCAAGAGACGGAGCUGGAGCCCAGUUUGGAGCAGGAUGAAGAGGACAAGGACCAAGAGCAGAGCCAGGACAUGGAGCAAGACCACGAUGGCAAUGUGACUCCAAGCAAAAAGAAAGAGAUCAUGGAGGAGGCUGGGUCACCAGUUGACAGUAAACAGGAGCUCUCUCAGUUGGACCAGGAGGCCACUCCUCGGCACAAACAGGAGUUUCUGGAUAAGUCGCAGGACGUCUUGCUGAAGCACCAGGCCAGCAUCAAUGAGCUGAAGAGAGCCCUGAGGGAGCCCAACAGCAAGCUGAUGAACCGGGAGAAGCGUCUGUCAGCCACCUCUCCAACUGGCACACCAGAGAAGAAGGCUUUGGUGGGCCGAGCAGUGGGAAAGGACCCUGUUAACAGCCUGUCUGUUGAGGGUUUCGUCCAGAAGACUCUGGUGACUUCACCUGAGGGCUCUGAGGAGUGGGUAUUGAUUGAAAAACAAGAACCUUAUCAACAAGACCAUGACUGGAAGGCAGAAGAAAAGAACAAAUGUCUCACGUCUGAUUCCUCAUGGGAGAAAAAGGAGCUGGAAAAAGAGAUAGACAUAACCAAGAUGAUACAUAAAGAGGUAACAGGGUAUGACAGGAAAGAAACGAAAAGCCAUAUUGAUGAAUUUCCAUCAACAAAAUCGUUCAGAGAGGCAGACGUAUGCUCUGAGCCUUCGCGUUUUGUGAUUCAAUUAUCUGAGAAUGCAGACUCGUUUCAAGACAAAUCUCUAAGUAAGCCAUCUCAAGCCUCAGACCCUGAGGCGAACAAUGAUGUGGCCCCAGGCUCACGCCAGAUAAAGGAACGCACCGCUUCAAAACCAAGGAAAAAGAGGAGACCCCAGAGCUUAAACCUGGGGAUGCCUGCAGAGCUCAUCUACAGGAAAGGUGGCAGCGAUUCUACCGGGGAAGAAAAUGAGGGCUCAGACUCGGACAACAGUCCAGAAAAAAUGUCCAAAAGAGGAAAUCAUUGUGAAUCGCCCCCAGCGGUGAUGAUGAAAGAUGAUCAGGGAUUAGGAAAGGAUCAGUCUGUCAGGGUCUGUAAAGACAGCAAACAAGACGAUAUAUCGGUUGCAGAAAGCAGGGAUGUCUCCACUCAAGGAGCAGAACAGGUAAAGAAGAAAGUGAGCCAGGGUGGGACAGCAGAUAUUGAUUCAGGCUCAGUGAACGGACCUGGAAAGAUAGAGCAUGAUAGUUCAUUAUCAGGUGUUAAAGGAGAGUGUGCGAUAAAGGUGCGAGGGAAGAGUCUUAUUGACAACAAAGAGCUAGCGGAGGUGAAACUCCGACAGGUCAGGACACAUGAGAGAAAGAUCAGUAGCUCUGGAGGAGAAGAUGUUGAGGGUUUCCUGGGUGACAGAGGCCAGAGGACGUCCUUCCACCGACUGUCAGGAAGCAGCUAUCAGUCGGAAAUCACCAGGAUUGUUCCUCUCAAGCCAGAGCGGUCAAAGAGCAUAGCAUGUAAGGAUGAAAGGGACUGGACGGGACAGGACGAGCCCACACGAGUCAGAAGAGAAUACCGCUGGUCGGUCGGCUCUCCAGAGGAAUCCUCAGACCUCAACUGGACCGACGUCUCCACCUUCCAUCCAGCAUUCGCGGCAGAUCUGAUAGGUAAAACAGACAAUCCAGAUGAUAGCUUUCAGUCUGGUAGAGGAUCUACAGAGACGCAGCUAUUUGGCUCAAAGAUUUCAGCGCUUCCCAAAAUGGCUCCUCCAGCCCCGCCGGUGAAAACACAGAAGGCCAGGGAGUCUGGACUAAUACUGCGGAACAGCCGAAAUGCCGGCAGGGAGCCGAUCCUGGAUGCUGCCAAGAAGAGACACUCGGAGCCUGUCUCCACUCCUGCCAUCUACGAAGAGCCGUUUGCUGAUUUCAAGAAGGAGCUCGGAGAGAGGAGGCCUCAGCCGAGUGUAGCCUCGGAGGAGGAGCAGGAGAAAGACACGGUGGCCGGCAUGAGGGAAACUCACCUGGGCAUCGAGCGCAAGUGCUCCAGCAUGACGGUGAGCUCCACGUCCAGCUUGGAGGCCGAGGUCGACUUCACUGUCAUCACGGAUCUCCACUCCGGCAUGGAGGACUUCUCUAAGGGCAUGUCAGAGCUGGGAGUGAGGGAGCGACAGCCAGACGUGGGCCGGGAGGACUUUGAGGAAACCUCCAAGUUCUACUCUGCACGUCUAAUGGGCUCCCGCGACAAAUCUCCAAUAGAGGAGAAGUUUCCCGAGGAGGCAACGCAUCAUGAGCCUCCCGUGGCAAAGAAAGACCCCAGCGCUGUGAGUGUCGCCCACAAGCUGAAGAGGGCCGAUACCAAGACGGAGACGCACACAAACGGAUCAGAAGUCCACCCCAACAACAUGAAUGUCUCACCACAGAACUAUGGAGCCAUCAGCCCACAGGAGGCUCCUGCUGCCCUUAAAGAAAAUGGCUCCCCUGUAAAAGCCAGCACCCAGGGGAGGGAGUCUGUUGUGUCCCCACUGACCAUCACAGCUGAAAGCGUCACCUCAGCAACCACAACACAAGUUACCAAGACUGUGAAAGGAGGCUACUCAGAGACCAGAAUUGAGAAAAGGAUUAUAAUCACAGGAGACGACGAUGUGGAUCAACAUCAGGCGCUCGCCAUGGCGAUCCAAGAGGCCAAACAGCAGCAUCCCGACAUGCUGGUGACAAAAGCAGUGGUUAUCAGGGAAACAGAGUCUCCCACUGAGGAGAUGCAGCAGAAAACAGAGUCCUGAUUGGACAUGGUGGCUCCUGAGACAGGGGGACAGGAGAGGAUCCUCCAGCCGUGUGCCUCCUUUCCGCCCUGCAGUACGCCACCAACCUUUAAGAGGACUCUGUACCCCACUGUGUACACACCGACACGAGAACAGACUGCGUUCCAUAAAGCAGUAGACCUCCACUCCUGUCCCUUUAGACGAACCAACUGUGACUCGGCCUCUAACCCGACCCGGCCUCCCGUCCUGUCCCAGCCCAUCCCAGCCAAGCCCUCCACCAUCUUAUGGAAAGAACAUCUUCUAUUGGACCAUUGAACACUUUUUCAAACUUCAUUAUUUAAUGUUUUGGCUCAUCUGAACCAAUGAGUUCCCUCCCUCCCACAUAAAAAUUCCUACUUUCUAUUUAAAGGUCUCGCACAUCUGCCCUGUGCUACUGUCAUAUAUGACAUGAUAAUAUAAGAGUGUAGGAGGGUUGGCGGAAAGUGUGGGGACAAUGCUGAUGUAUGGGUGGGUUGGGGAGGUGCCAAGUGGCAAGGGGCAGCGUUUUUGCUUGUUGUUGCCACCUCCUCGCCCUGACACCUUCAGUAUAAUCAACUGCUGUCUUAUUAGCUUUUUACAUUUUUAUCUAUAGAGGAUCUAAUUUAUGUUCAGUGUUUGCUUGUUUAUGAAAUAUGUAUAAUAUCAGAUGAUUAUAAUCUGCAUGAUUCAAUUAAAAAACAGCAGAGGGAAUGAAAAAAAAAAUAUUACAUGGACAUGUCCACAUUUGAAACCCAUGAGAAGCUCUGUGAUGAUGGGACUGAGCGCCAAUUGAGAAAGUGUAAAAAACACUGAGCCAAUAAGCAGUGGACUAAUACCGAUGCUGACAGACUGUACUGAAGAGUAUAAAGACACUAUAGUGGACAACUGGAACUGGUCUCAGUCUCCAAUAUACAAACAUCAGUGUCCUCGUCCCACUUCACUGUUCCUGUUUCAUUUUGAUGUCAGCUCGCCACCAACAUAAACAGAUGCUGGUCACACAUUUUGGGCACAGUUUUAGGAUUUAUAGAGAAAUUUUAAUAUAAAUAAUGUUUCACAAAUGUGAUGAUAUGUUUUUACUUUUUUCUUACUUGACUUUACUGACUUCCAUCAUGAAACAGUUUAUUUGGUUUUCUUGUGUUUUUGAACAUUUCAGUCGUCAUGUGUGAACAUCCUGUAACCUGGUUCUUUACUCUGUCAUAUUUCACAGGGAUCUGACAAAGAUAAUCAGAUGGAUUUCACUCAAAACUAGGAACUAGUUUGCCAGAUUGUGAGGCUGUGAAAAGAUGCAAAAUGUGGGCCUGUAAUAGAUCUAUAUCUGCAUCACAACCCGUCCUUGGAGACCCUAUAAUUUUCUUUUUAGGCCAUGUGGGGGCAGUACAACAGAUGGUAAACACAACAUUAAGCUAUUAUCACCUCUUAAAGUUUUGAUAUGGUUAGUGUGUUCGCAUUUAUUUAAAUAUCUGGCCAAUAUGGAGCACAAGUGAUUUGAAAUAGGCAUGUCUUUAUCAAGUUUUCUGCUCCUGAUUCAAACUAGAUCAUAUAACAUUUAGUAUCUGAAUAUAUGGAGUCCAAAAACCAAUACCAUUUUCCUAGAUACAAACAUUGGUUGUAUCUAGCAUGUUGUAGAUUAGCUGUAGUACAUGUUUGGGCAGCUGGAGCAUGUUGGUGUUUAUUACUGUAGCAACCAGAGGAGACAGACAGAAAAACAUUGUAGGGGUUUAGGUAGUCAAGGGGCACCAUGACAAAGACUGCUGUGUGUCUUAGUACAGCAAAAGUUGGGAAAGCAAAAGAAGAGGGAAAGAUGUGAUUGUGAAACUUUUAUGUGUGUUAGCUGCAAACGUCUUUAUUAUGGUAACUUUAUGUGCAGUUUGGUACUGAGCAAGUAGCACACAGGAGGUUUAUCUUGAUUUUUUUUUUCUUGCUGAAAACCGCUAACUGCGGUUGGAAACAAGGCAGAUUGGAGUUGGAAGAAUGAAAUAAAAUGGAGCAGUUAAACCAAGACAGUCAGGUGAAAGAGGCUAACAUGCUAAAGAAAGUGCAGAGUUGGUUGAUAAUUUGUGACUGUGAACAACAUCUGUCACGCUACACACAGUCAUUUGUCAUAUAAAAAUAUUCCAAGUACACAUCAGAGUCUAUGUUUACCAGAGGUUCCAGUUUUGAUGCAUGUUUACACACUGCCUGAAAGGUUCAAAACCACAAGAUUAGCCUGGUUACUUUAUUUGUUUUCUGUGGGAUUAACCCUGUUAAAUUAUGCUGUAUGAGUUUGUACUUAUAUUUAUAGGAGUGGUGAAUGUGAACGCCUCCCUGUUUCCCCUUAGACAGAGCCGAGACCACAUUGUGUGACAAACAUGAAGCACCAUCCAUCCACAGAGCGUGUUGGCUGUCACAUAUAUUAAUAUAUCCUGGGUGACCUUUAAUACUAUACUAUGCAUCACUUGUCAAACAUAAGAGUCCCUCUGAUGGAGCCUGACCCAUGUUAGCCGUGUUACCGUCAUUGUUAACUUUGUGCUACCGUUAACCAAAGCAGUGAAGCGCACUGCUUGUGAGAUUUGCAAUAAGCAGCCAUUAUUCUUACCCUCUGUCCUCUAAAGGGAGAAAACUGUGAACUCUCAUGUGUAACCAAAACAUACAAAAUAAGAGUUUUAGAAUGAUAUUCGAAGGAGCUUUUCCAACACUUGUGACCAUGGCUUUGUCGCCCUCGUUGUCUAAAUCCCCCCCUCUUCGACUUGAACCUGUCGACCUGCUGUUGAUGUGUCUGUGGAAACAAGAGAUUCACAAACUGAUGAUUUGUAUAUUCUAUUUUGCUCUAUUUUGUUUUAUCUGGUCAUGUGACACUGGACUGUUGUGAAGGCACUUGCUUUGCAAUGAUGGCAGCACAUGUACUGUAAACUGCUGGGAAAAACAACCUGUCUGCUGUAGAAUAGGACCCACUACUGAUGGAAGGUGACGUCUGUCGAGAUCAGGAGAGAAGCUUUGUACUGCGGGUGAAGUGGUGAGUUGAAGGACGGAGGGCCUGUAUUUAUAUAUAAAUAUCCAUAUUUCUGUGUAUUAUCCUGUACACUAUGUAGAGACUGUCAGGAGCAGAGAUGAGUUUUUAGGUUUAAGGGACGAGGCAGUAAGUGGAAUCCGAAGGACAGAGGUGCAAUAGAAACGUCACAUGAAUGGGUGCCUUAUGUUUGGAGUCACGGUUAUGGGAGCAAGGAGCCGCAGUUAUCAGAGCUCAGCUGAAAGUGCUCUUAAUCACCACAAGGCAGAUGGAGAAUCAACCUCUCCUCUCCACGCGAGGUGAGGAGGAGCUGUCUUGAAAAGUGAAUUACUGUCUUGUAAAAGAAUAUGACAUUGAAAGCAGCGGAUAAACGAAGCCCCUUUGAAUCUGGACGGUGAGUCCUCAGCAAGAUGAAAAUAUUUAUUGGCCCCAUUAACUUAAGAAAAACCAGCACAGUGCAGAUCAUGUAUAUGAGGAUUUUUCUCUGUGAAGACCAUCAAACCGCUCUGCUGUUUAGCCUCCACCUUCAAUUCACCACUGCCUUUUGCUCUACAUUCCCCUCGUGCUUGGUGGUGUGCAUUUGCUGUAUUUGCAUUCAGUCUAAAUGGAAAACAUACCUGCAUAAAUAAAUGUCUCAGUAUGAUUCAAA
Messenger RNA from Acanthochromis polyacanthus (spiny chromis), 7996 nucleotides. Its product is annotated as band 4.1-like protein 1. NCBI's taxonomy places the organism in Eukaryota, Metazoa, Chordata, Actinopteri, Pomacentridae. Gene Ontology annotation, biological process: cortical actin cytoskeleton organization. Gene Ontology annotation, cellular component: cytoskeleton; plasma membrane. The record is from RefSeq and is a predicted model, not a curated record. The coding region runs from base 360 to 4364 and encodes 1334 amino acids. The transcript has 25 exons. Gene Ontology annotation, molecular function: structural molecule activity; actin binding.